This is a messenger RNA of Papaver somniferum (opium poppy), 1183 nucleotides long. RefSeq names its product cytochrome P450 71B10-like. The transcript has 2 exons. NCBI's taxonomy places the organism in Eukaryota, Viridiplantae, Streptophyta, Magnoliopsida, Ranunculales, Papaveraceae. Gene Ontology annotation, molecular function: iron ion binding; oxidoreductase activity, acting on paired donors, with incorporation or reduction of molecular oxygen; heme binding. The coding region runs from base 132 to 857 and encodes 241 amino acids. The record is from RefSeq and is a predicted model, not a curated record.
AAAUAUGUGUGCUUGAACUUUUAAGUUCCAAAAGAGUGCAAUCUUUUAAGGUGAUCAGGGAAGAAGAAGUUGCAUCUGUAAUCUAUUGUAUUUCGGCCUCGGCCCCGUCUGCUUCUAUUGAUGUUUUUGAAAUGUUUGCUAGGUUCACAAAUAGAACUCUUUGUAGAGUUGCUUUUGGGGGCAUGGCAUUUGAUGAUGGUAAACUUAAAGAAACUCUCAAAGAAAUCACAAGUCUAAUGAGUGGUUUCUCGGCGUCUGACAUUUUUCCUAAAGUAGGCUGGAUUAUUGAUAGGCUCACCGGAAUGCAUGGGAGACUUGAAAAAUGCUGCCAUGAUUUGGACAAAUUUUUUCAAGAUAUUGUAGAUGAACAUCGCAACCCGGAGAGAUGGAAGCCAGAACAUGAGUACGACCUCAUAGACGUUUUGUUGGAACUAGAUAUGGAUCUAACGAGUCCAAUUUGUCUCACUAACGACCAUAUCAAAGCGAUCCUUAUGAAUGUAUUUCUUGCGGGAGUAGACGCAUCAUCUGUGACCAUGAAUUGGGCAAUGGCAGAACUAAUAAAAAAUCCUGCAGCAAUGAAAAAAGUACAAGACGAAGUUCGAAAUUACGUAGGAAGAAACACUGACAAGGUAGAUGAAAAAGACCUUGAUCAUUUGCAAUAUCUUAAAAUGGCGGUUAGAGAAACUUUAAGACUACACUCUCCGCUUCCAAUGUUGCUUCCCAGAGAAAGCAUGAACAACUGCAAGAUCGAUGGAUACGAUAUAAAGCCAAAGACUAGAGUGCUAAUAAAUGCAUGGGCGGUUGGGAGAAAUCCGGCUUAUUGGCAUAAACCAGAUGAGUUCUACCCUGAGAGCUAGGUUCAUAGAUAAGUACUCCAAUAGUACUGAUUAUGGAGGACAACAAGAUUUUGAGUACUUACCUUUUGGAGGUGGUCGAAGAGGUUGUCCUGGGAUCAAUAUGGGACUGGUAACAACUGAACUCGCGCUCGCGAAUAUGUUAUACUGUUUUGAUUGGGCAUUACCAGCAGGGAUGAAGAUUGAAGAUGUAAGCAUGGAUGAAUCAUCUGGUAUGGUUGUCCAUAAGAAAUACCAUCUUCACCUUGUACCGAUCAAAAAGAAAAAUCUCUAGUUCUCUAGUGUGUAUUGGGCUUCUGAGACUAAAGAUUCAACCACUAUUUGGAGCA